AUGCCAGAAGCUAACGUAAACGGAUCAUCAUCAUCAUCAUCAACCGGGCAACCAAGAUUCUUGGUAAGCUUGGAUGCUGAUCAUCCUCAUGCCAAAGCACCAACAAGAGGUAGUGCCUUAGCUGCAGGUUAUGAUUUGUAUGCUUCACAAAACGUAAUCAUUCCAAAAGGCGGAAGACUCGUCGUUCCUACUGGCAUUCGCGUUGCCAUUCCUGAAGGUUCUUAUGGACGUGUUGCACCACGUUCAGGUUUGGCCUCUAAACAUGGAAUCGAUUGUGGUGCAGGCGUGAUCGAUGCAGAUUAUCGUGGUCUUUUGGGUGUUUUGUUGUUCAACUUUGGCGAUUCAGAUUUUUCCAUCAAAAUUGGUGAUCGAAUCGCACAAUUGAUUUUAGAACAAAUCUUUACACCUCAAGUUGAAACUGUUGAAAGUCUUACCGAAACUGUACGCGGUGAUGGCGGUUUCGGUUCUACUGGCGGCUUUUCCGAUCCAGUCAUCAAAUCGAAAUCAUGCUCGAUUGUAUAA
Molecule: messenger RNA, 522 nt
Organism: Meira miltonrushii
Lineage: Eukaryota; Fungi; Basidiomycota; Exobasidiomycetes; Exobasidiales; Brachybasidiaceae
Product: dUTP diphosphatase
Exons: 2
Coding region: 1-522 (173 amino acids)
Biological process (GO): dUMP biosynthetic process; dUTP catabolic process
Molecular function (GO): dUTP diphosphatase activity; magnesium ion binding
Source: RefSeq, a predicted model, not a curated record